AUGGAGGGAUGCAUGAAGGGAUGCAUGGAGGGGUGCAUGAAGGGAUGCAUGGAGGGAUGCAUGGAGGGAUGCAUGGAGGGAUGCAUGGAGGGAUGCAUGGAGGGAUGCAUGGAGGGAUGCAUGGAGGGAUGCAUGGAGGGAUGCAUGGAGGGAUGCAUUGAGGGAUGCAUGGAGGGAUGCAUGGAGGGAUGUUUAUGGAAACUUGGCCAAACUGGAAAAAUAGGAUCUGCAGAAAUGGAACCUGCACAGCCACACAAGACGAACCACUGUGCACCAGUUUCCCUGUGGAAGGUGUAA
This is a messenger RNA of Closterium sp. Yama58-4, 297 nucleotides long. The record is from the annotation of a GenBank genome assembly. Lineage: Eukaryota; Viridiplantae; Streptophyta; Zygnematophyceae; Desmidiales; Closteriaceae.